Molecule: messenger RNA, 1068 nt
Organism: Paramecium tetraurelia
Lineage: Eukaryota; Ciliophora; Oligohymenophorea; Peniculida; Parameciidae
Exons: 2
Biological process (GO): deoxyribonucleotide biosynthetic process
Molecular function (GO): oxidoreductase activity
Source: RefSeq, a predicted model, not a curated record
AUGAUCAUUUAAAAUCAAGAAAUGAGCGGCAACACUAAGACCUAAACAUUCACUCCCCUAUCUAAUGUUUAGGCAAGUCAGACAGUUCUAAAUCAGAAUUAUUGCGAUGAGCCACUUUUGAAACAAAACCCAAAUAGAUUUGUACUCUUCCCCAUAAAAUACAAUGACAUUUGGAACAUGUAUAAAUAACACAAAGCAAGUUUCUGGACAGCAGAAGAGAUAGAUUUAUAUUAGGAUCUUAAAGAUUGGGAAAAGCUUACAGCUGAUGAAAAGCAUUUUAUUAAGUAUGUCCUAGCCUUUUUUGCAGCCAGUGAUGGUAUUGUGAAUGAAAACUUGGCCUAAUAGUUCUGUACAGAAGUUUAAGUGCCUGAAGCCAGAUGCUUUUAUGGAUUUUAAAUAGCAAUGGAAAAUAUACAUUCAGAAACUUAUUCUCUUUUGAUAGACACUUACAUAACCGAUGAAAAUGAAAAGAACUAUCUUCUACAUGCAAUUGACAAUGUGCCUGUUAUUCAAAAGAAGGCAAUGUGGGCUAUGAAAUGGAUAAAUGAGAAUGAUUCAUUUGCUGAGAGAUUGAUUGCCUUUGCUGCUGUUGAAGGCAUCUUCUUUUCUGGUUCAUUUUGUGCCAUAUUUUGGAUCAAAAAAAGAUCAUUGAUGCCUGGACUCACCUUCUCAAAUGAAUUAAUUUCAAGGGAUGAAGGUCUCCAUACAGACUUUGCUUGUCUCCUGUACAAGCAUUUAGUUAAUAAAAUGAGUAAUCAAAGAAUUCAUGAAAUAAUAUCAUCGGCUGUUGAAAUUGAAAAAGAAUUCAUUAGUGAAGCUCUACCAGUUGAACUUAUUGGAAUGAAUUCCAAUUUGAUGAAAUAAUAUAUUGAAUUUGUAGCAGAUAGAUUGAUAUUUGCAUUGGGUGCUCCCAAGAUUUACAAUUCGAAGAAUCCUUUUGAGUGGAUGGAUAUGAUAUCUUUGUAAGGUAAAACCAAUUUCUUCGAAAGAAGAGUGGGAGACUAUCAAAAAGCUGGAGUCAUGAGUAAAAAAUAAGAUAAAGUAUUUACUAUGGAUGCAGACUUCUGA